CAACGGGGGCAUUUCCAGUAACACACAGCAUUUCAAGGAGAAACCGUUUGAAACUCUGUGGGAGGAUCCUGCGACUCUUGCCGGUCCAAGUCCGGAACAAACGGCUGCUGCUCCUCGUCUUGAUCCGUCACCGAUUCCGUCUCCUUUCCGGAAAGGCGACAGUAACGCAGGGGGCAUCCUUGAAAGGUCAUCACCGGUGUGUGAGCAACCAGGAGGAGCGGCCGGUCAGCUGCGCUCCGAUCCCCUCACACCCACCGCUAAUCCUCUGCAACUGCAGGCACCCUCAGUAGAUUUACAAGGAGCCAUCCUUCCCAUCCUGAGUUCC
Closterium sp. NIES-67 is the source of this 325-nucleotide messenger RNA. The record is from the annotation of a GenBank genome assembly. Lineage: Eukaryota; Viridiplantae; Streptophyta; Zygnematophyceae; Desmidiales; Closteriaceae.